ACCACAACUCAACAGUGAGUAAAACUCUUAUUUUUACUUUUAAUAUUAUUUCUGUAUUGUUUAUUUCACUAGUGAGUUGUACAUGUGGUACUUUUCAGUACUCAUAUCAGGACAUGUUAAAACACAGUUUAUAUGCAGGAAAUAUCAGGUGGAGCCCAGUUACUGUUUGUUAGCAGUGCUCAGCUGUAGCAGUAAGACGAGGAACAUGUUUAGUUGAAGUUAAACAUGAAACGUCAUGAGUUAACACAACUGCUCAAGAGUAUAAAUGAGCAUCUUACCAAAAUUAAUGCAGAUAUAGCAAGACAAGCACGUUUUCUCAGGAAACAAAAGAAAAUACAGGCAACGUGGACCUCAAACUGCAAGGUUUAUAUCAAACUGAACGGUUCACYGGAAGAAGCCAAGGUACUGAUCAUCAGACAAAUUGAAGAGUUGGAUAAAUAUCAGUGAAACAGGACAACCAGGCAACUUCUGAUCAACKUUCUGAAAUCCAGUAAUAAAAUGAAAAUAUACACAUGAACAUAGACACAGAUAUUGACCCAGACAACAAUUUCCUUGAUUAUUUGAAUGACAACUGUCAUUACUACACUGAUGAUAACUAUAGUCAAUGCGUUAAAUCGGAUAAAGAAAUGUCAAUUAUUCACUUCAAUAGCCGUAGCCUUUAUGCUAAUUAUGAAAAAAUCAAAGAAUAUUUAUAUCAACUAAAAAAGUCAUUCAGCGUCAUAGCAAUAACAGAAACCUGGCUCACCUCCGAGAAGGGAGUAGAUUUCAUACUGGAGGGGUAUGAGUUUAAUUACAUAAACAGAAAGAAUAAAAAAGGUGGAGGUGUAGCUUUGUACAUUAAUAAUGAUCUAAAAUAUAAGGUGGUAGAAAAAAUGUCAGUGUCAGUUGAUGAAGUAAUGGAAUGCAUUACUAUUGAAAUCCAAUUUGAAAAGCAGAAAAAUAUAAUGGUCAGCUGUGUGUACAGAGCACCGGCAUCUGACACUGAAGUCUUUACAAAUUACAUGGAAACAUUGUUUGCUAAGAUGCAUCAAAAGGUCAUUUUCAUCUGUGGAGACUUUAAUAUUGACAUGUUGAAUCCAAAUAUGGUUAAAAGUACAUCUAACUUUAUCGAUACUAUGCAUAGUUUAGGUUUAUAUCCACUAAUUACAAAACCAAGUAGAAUAACAACACACAGUUCAACACUGAUUGACAAUAUAUUUACUAAUUACAUGGAAAGUAAAUUGAGAAGUGGACUUCUUAUAAAUGACAUCAGUGACCAUCUUCCAGUA
This is a messenger RNA of Austrofundulus limnaeus, 1268 nucleotides long. RefSeq lists its product as uncharacterized. Gene Ontology annotation, molecular function: catalytic activity. NCBI's taxonomy places the organism in Eukaryota, Metazoa, Chordata, Actinopteri, Cyprinodontiformes, Rivulidae. The record is from RefSeq and is a predicted model, not a curated record.